AUGUCGGGCUACCAGCUCCUGGACCCUUAUGUCACCGUCAGUGUGGACCAGGUGCGGGUUGGGCAGACCAGCACCAAGCAGAAGACCAACAAACCCACCUACAACGAGGAGUUCUCCGCCACGGUUACCGACGGCCAUCAGAUUGAGCUGUCUGUCUUCCACGACACCCCCAUCGGCUACGAUGACUUCGUGGCCAACUGCACCUUGUGCUUCCAGGACCUCCUGCGCUCUUCGGGCCCCAGCGACAGCUUCGAAGGCUGGGUGGAUUUGGAGCCAGAAGGCAAAGUGUUUGUCGUCAUAACUCUUACAGGCAGCUUCACGGAAGGGACCCUCCAGAGGGAUCGAAUUUUUAAGAACCUCACUCGGAAACGCCAGCGGGCAAUGCGAAGGCGAGUGCAUCAGGUGAACGGGCACAAAUUCAUGGCUACCUACCUGCGACAGCCUACAUACUGCUCACACUGCAGGGAGUUCAUCUGGGGCGUGUUUGGGAAGCAGGGCUACCAGUGCCAAGUAUGCACCUGUGUUGUACACAAGCGCUGCCAUCAUCUAAUUGUUACAGCUUGCACGUGCCAAAACAAUACUAACAAGACCGAUCUCAAGGUGACUGAACAGAGGUUUGGAAUCAACAUUCCUCAUAAGUUCAGCGUCCACAACUACAAAGUCCCGACUUUCUGUGACCACUGCGGUUCCUUGCUCUGGGGCAUCAUGCGGCAGGGCCUACAGUGUAAAAUCUGUAAAAUGAACGUCCACAUCCGAUGCCAAGCAAAUGUUGCACCGAACUGUGGGGUGAACUCAGCAGAGCUUGCUAAAACCUUGGCAUGCAUGGGUCUGCAGCCAGGAAGCAUUUCCCCAAAUUCGAAGCUGGUUUCCAGAUCUACUUUGAGACAUCAGGGAAAAGGCAGCCUGAAAGACGGCAACAACGUUAGUGAAAGUUCAGUGAGCAAACUUGGGAUCAAAGACUUAACCUUCCUUCGUGUAUUGGGAAAGGGCAGUUUUGGAAAGGUGAUGCUUGCCAAGAUGAAAGAGAGUGGGCAGCUCUAUGCAGUGAAGGUGUUGAAGAAGGACGUCAUUCUCCAAGAUGACGAUGUUGAAUGCACCAUGACCGAGAAACGCAUCCUUUCCUUGGCAAGGAACCACCCAUUCCUCACCAAGCUCUACUGUUGCUUCCAGACUCCUGAUCGCCUGUUCUUUGUGAUGGAGUUCGUAAAUGGCGGGGACUUGAUGUUCCAUAUUCAGAAGUCGCGUCGCUUCGAUGAAGAUCGGGCCCGGUUCUAUGCUGCAGAAAUUAUUUCAGCCCUUAUGUUUCUCCAUGAAAGAGGCAUCAUUUAUCGGGACUUGAAGCUGGACAACGUGCUGCUGGACUACGAGGGUCACUGCAAGCUGGCAGACUUUGGGAUGUGCAAAGAGGGCAUUCACGAUGGCAUUACCACAGCCACCUUCUGUGGUACACCAGACUACAUCGCUCCGGAGAUCCUGCAAGAGAUGCUGUACGGCCCUGACGUAGACUGGUGGGCCAUGGGCGUGCUGCUGUACGAGAUGCUGUGCGGCCACGCACCCUUCGAGGCGGAGAAUGAGGACGACCUCUUCGAGGCCAUUCUGAAUGAUGAAGUCGUCUACCCAACGUGGCUCCAGCAGGACGCGGUGGCAAUCCUCAAAGCAUUCAUGACUAAGAACCCCAACAUGCGGCUGGGCAGCCCGGGGCUGGGCGGCGAGAGCGCGAUUCUGCGGCACCCCUACUUCAAAGAUCUGGACUGGGACCUGCUGACCCAGCGUCAGAUGGAGCCACCGUUCAGGCCCCGAAUUAAAUCCAAAGAUGACGUGAGCAACUUUGAUCCAGAUUUUAUAAAAGAGGAGCCCAUUCUGACUCCCAUUGAAGAAGGAAUUCUUCCGAUGAUAAACCAAGAUGAAUUUAGAAACUUUUCAUUCACAAGCCCAGAACUGCAGCAAUAGCUACGGCUCUGGGGAAGGGCUGCUGAGAGGACUGGGGGGAAAUGAAAUGAAAACCAAGUUUACCAGAAGUUUCAUUCUCAAGGAGUAACAGUGCACUGACUUUAUGCGAUACAGCAGCACCACUGUCAACUUUACCUUAAUGUGAAAUUGAAACCUUCCUGUGUUUGUAGGGUUUAUGCAGCUCUUGGAUCAAAUAUUGACAGGGGUGGAACGAACAUGAUAUUGUAAAUAGCUGAUGCAGAUGGAGCCAACGAGCUCAGCCUGAAUGUCACCGCUUGCAGUGGAUUCAAGCAGUCAGCGUGAGCAUGAGACAAGUGUCUUGCAGCUCUGAGCCAAACAGACUUGUUACAAUUCUGAUUGUUUGCAAGACUAUUUUGAGGAGUCCCAGCACUGUCCGGCAUUUUGGAACUGUGAUCCAGCAUCCUGUGGCCUGACUGAACCAGAUGUUCCUACUGACUUUACCUGUUUCUGCAGUAUUUAUUUCUUUCCGAAGGACAAACGGCUCUCUUUGCCACUGUUUGGGUUUCCGUGUGAAAUAUUUCAUUGUGCUGACUGGUAGAAGGAAAAAAACAAAUGCCCUGUGCCCCACACAGAUUCUUCCAAAUCAAAGGGAAGUCAUGUGCUAGUAGUGUUUUAC
This is a messenger RNA of Nipponia nippon (crested ibis), 2587 nucleotides long. It is a transcript of the gene PRKCH, whose product is annotated as protein kinase C eta. NCBI's taxonomy places the organism in Eukaryota, Metazoa, Chordata, Aves, Pelecaniformes, Threskiornithidae. Gene Ontology annotation, biological process: protein phosphorylation. Gene Ontology annotation, molecular function: diacylglycerol-dependent serine/threonine kinase activity; ATP binding. The record is from RefSeq and is a predicted model, not a curated record.